This is a messenger RNA of Tauraco erythrolophus (red-crested turaco), 3381 nucleotides long. Lineage: Eukaryota; Metazoa; Chordata; Aves; Musophagiformes; Musophagidae. The record is from RefSeq and is a predicted model, not a curated record.
GGACCACUGGGCAAACCCGGUCUUCCUGGCAUGCCUGGUGCAGAUGGUCCUCCGGGUCAUCCUGGCAAGGAGGGUCCUCCUGGAGAGAAGGGGAGUCAGGGUCCACCAGGUCCUCAGGGCCCCAUCGGUUAUCCAGGACCACGCGGAGUCAAGGGAGCAGAUGGUGUUCGUGGAUUGAAGGGCACUAAAGGUGAAAAGGGUGAAGAUGGCUUCCCUGGCUUCAAGGGUGACAUGGGCAUCAAAGGAGACCGGGGGGAAAUCGGACCUCCUGGCCCCCGAGGUGAGGAUGGUCCUGAAGGUCCCAAAGGUCGCUCUGGCCCCAAUGGAGAUCCCGGUCCUCUUGGUCCUGCUGGAGAGAAGGGAAAACUCGGCGUGCCAGGACUGCCCGGCUACCCGGGCAGGCAGGGCCCAAAGGGCUCAAUCGGCUUCCCAGGAUUUCCAGGAGCCAACGGAGAGAAGGGCACACGGGGGACACCUGGCAAACCAGGUCCAAGGGGGCAGCGCGGUCCAACGGGUCCACGUGGGGAAAGAGGCCCUAGGGGAAGCACUGGGAAACCCGGCCCAAAGGGCAACUCUGGUGGUGACGGCCCCCCUGGUCCUCCUGGCGAAAGGGGACCACCAGGGCCUCAAGGACCGACUGGAUUUCCUGGACCAAAAGGCCCCCCUGGUCCUCCUGGGAAGGAUGGAUUGCCUGGUCACCCCGGACAGAGAGGAGAAACUGGUUUCCAAGGCAAGACUGGCCCUCCAGGACCACCUGGUGUCGUAGGCCCUCAGGGUCCAACUGGUGAAACUGGGCCAAUGGGUGAGCGAGGACAUCCAGGCCCUCCAGGUCCUCCAGGUGAACAAGGUCUCCCUGGCCUCACUGGAAAAGAAGGGACUAAGGGGGACCCUGGUCCCGCCGGCCUCCCGGGAAAGGACGGUCCCCCGGGCUUGCGAGGCUUCCCUGGAGAGAGAGGUCUCCCUGGCCCCAUCGGUGCUCCAGGGCUGAAAGGCAACGAAGGUCCCCCAGGUCCCCCCGGUCCAGCAGGCUCUCCCGGUGAGCGUGGGCCCGCGGGAUCAGCCGGCCCCAUAGGCUUGCCAGGGCGACCUGGUCCCCAGGGACCUCCAGGACCUGCAGGUGAAAAGGGAGCCCCAGGCGAGAAGGGUCCUCAAGGACCAGCUGGCCGGGACGGCAUCCAGGGCCCCGUGGGACUACCGGGUCCAGCAGGUCCUGUGGGCCCCCCCGGAGAGGAUGGAGACAAGGGCGAGAUCGGGGAGCCUGGCCAGAAGGGCAGCAAGGGCGACAAGGGAGAGCAGGGUCCACCAGGUCCUACCGGCCCACAGGGUCCCAUCGGUCAGCCUGGCCCAGCUGGUGCCGAUGGAGAGCCGGGUCCCAGAGGACAGCAAGGCCUCUUUGGUCAGAAAGGUGAUGAAGGGCCCCGAGGUUUCCCCGGUCCCCCUGGCCCAGUGGGCUUGCAGGGCUUGCCUGGACCACCUGGUGAGAAGGGAGAGACAGGUGAUGUUGGGCAAAUGGGCCCGCCAGGCCCACCUGGACCCAGAGGUCCAUCUGGACCACCAGGAGCAGAUGGUCCACAAGGUCCUCCCGGGGGAAUAGGAAAUCCUGGUGCCGUAGGAGAGAAGGGUGAACCUGGUGAAUCUGGUGAGCCUGGUCUUCCCGGCGAGGUUGGCCUUCCGGGUCCUAAAGGUGAAAGAGGUGAAAAAGGUGAAGCAGGUCCCUCGGGUGCUGCUGGUCCACCUGGCCCCAAAGGUCCACCAGGCGAUGACGGCCCCAAAGGCAGCCCUGGUCCAGUUGGUUUUCCCGGUGACCCUGGUCCUCCUGGAGAACCUGGUCCAGCUGGUCAGGAUGGUCCCCCUGGUGACAAAGGUGAUGAUGGCGAACCUGGGCAGACUGGUUCCCCUGGUCCCACCGGAGAGCCGGGCCCCUCCGGACCCCCAGGAAAAAGGGGCCCUCCUGGUCCUGCUGGUCCCGAAGGAAGACAAGGAGAGAAAGGAGCCAAGGGUGAAGCUGGUUUGGAAGGACCUCCUGGGAAGACUGGCCCCAUUGGUCCUCAAGGUGCUCCAGGGAAGCCCGGCCCUGAUGGCCUCCGAGGAAUUCCUGGUCCAGUCGGUGAACAAGGUCUCCCAGGAUCCCCUGGUCCAGAUGGUCCUCCAGGCCCAAUGGGCCCACCAGGUUUGCCUGGUCUUAAAGGAGACUCUGGUCCUAAAGGAGAGAAGGGUCAUCCAGGUUUAAUUGGUCUUAUUGGACCACCGGGAGAGCAGGGAGAAAAGGGUGACAGAGGUCUCCCAGGCCCCCAGGGCUCAGCAGGACCCAAAGGAGAGCAGGGUAUCACGGGUCCUUCUGGACCAAUUGGACCUCCAGGGCCACCAGGAUUACCGGGUCCACCUGGUCCCAAAGGUGCUAAAGGAUCAUCAGGUCCAACAGGUCCAAAGGGUGAAUCGGGUCUUCCUGGGCCCCCAGGGCCUCCUGGUCCUCCUGGAGAAGUCAUCCAGCCGCUGCCCAUCCAGGCUUCCAAGAGGACCAGGCGAAAUAUUGACGCCAGCCAGCUGGUGGACGAUGGAAAUGCCGACAACUACAUGGACUAUGCAGAUGGCAUGGAGGAAAUUUUCGGCUCACUGAAUUCCUUGAAACUGGAAAUUGAGCAAAUGAAGCAUCCAUUGGGCACUCAACAUAACCCAGCACGGACCUGCAAGGAUCUGCAGCUCUGUCACCCCGAUUUCCCAGAUGGUGAAUACUGGGUUGAUCCUAACCAGGGAUGUUCCAGGGACUCUUUCAAAGUUUACUGUAAUUUCACAGCUGGUGGAGAGACUUGCAUCUUCCCUGAUAAGAAGUCUGAAGGAGCUAGAAUUACUUCUUGGCCAAAGGAAAACCCGGGCUCCUGGUUCAGUGAAUUCAAGCGCGGUAAACUGCUCUCCUACGUGGAUUCGGACGGGAACCCCAUCGGAGUGGUGCAGAUGACUUUCCUCCGGCUCCUGAGCGCCUCGGCCCACCAGAACAUCACUUACAACUGCUACCAGUCUGUAGCCUGGCACGAUGCCACCACCGACAGCUACGACAAGGCCAUCCGCUUCCUGGGCUCCAACGACGAGGAGAUGUCCUACGACAACAACCCCUACAUCCGAGCCGCCCUGGACGGCUGUGCGGCAAAGAAGGGCUAUCAGAAGACUAUCCUGGAAAUCAACACGCCCAAAGUAGAGCAAGUACCUAUAGUCGACAUCAUGUUCAAUGACUUCGGAGAAGCGUCACAGAAAUUUGGAUUCGAGGUGGGACCGGCUUGCUUCAUGGGCUAAGAGCCACCUGAAAACUAGUCUCCAAAUGAGCAACCUCGUAACCUCAUUGCGCCAUUUAAUUAAUUAAAAAGAGGAAAAAAAAAGAAAAAAAGA